Molecule: messenger RNA, 1712 nt
Organism: Cicer arietinum (chickpea)
Lineage: Eukaryota; Viridiplantae; Streptophyta; Magnoliopsida; Fabales; Fabaceae
Source: RefSeq, a predicted model, not a curated record
UAUAUGAUUUGGUCAGCGAACACAAACAAAAAUUGUUCAGUACUCUUUUUGUUUUUGGUACAAAAGAUUGUUCAGUACUCUAGAGACGAUUGAAGAAUGCAUGAGAGAAGCCUCUUCAUUUUCCAUCUAAUACCCAUCCCUUCAUUCUAGCUUCUACUUGCAACACUUCUUAAUCAAUCAAACAACUCAUUGUUCUUCAACAACAUGGAUAACAAUCCCCCAUUUCUUCAACCCCAGAACACACGAGACAAAGCUGCGACAAGGAUGACUAUUGACAUUAAUAGUACCAACUUUAGUACUUCAAACGACAAUGUGCCUAACUCAAAUCAGCAACAACAACCGCCGCCGCCGUUACCACAUCCACAACAAGGUCAUGCAUUUGCACACUCACCAUUUCCCUUUUGGAUGCCUCAAGUGGUUGCUCCUGCUGUACAUGGAGGAGGUAGUUCCUCAACAACCCAGACCAUUGGAUACACAUAUUCUUGCUAUCCAGCUGCUUGGAAUCAAUCUGUUCAUUUGGCUCAGAUGCAUCAAUUACAGCAUCCUUAUGUUCCCAAUUUUGUUGGAACCUCUAGCUUUUCUUCAGAAACUCCUAACAUACCUGGAGAGAGUUCCUUGCAAAUAGAAAACAUCAAACAACAUGAAAAUCUUUCUCCGAAGCACAAGAAACUUUGGGAAGAGCAGUUAAUGAAGAAUUUUCAGCUCCGGAAUACGGUAAGUAGAUUGCAAGAUGAAGUUUCGAAUUACAACUAUCGACUAACUAAGAUUGAAGAAGAACUUUCAUCACUCAAACUUAAAGCGGAAAAGUCUACCAAUGAAACUGUAAGGAAAGAAGUUUCACCACUCGAACAUAGAGCAGAAAGGUCCGUCGAUGAAGCUGUGAGGAUAGAAUUUUUAUCACUCAAACAUCAAGCGGAAAAGCCUACCAAUGAAACUGUGGAGACUAUCCCGGUCAGAACAGAACAACCACGAAAGAGAGGGAGGCCACGUAAGCUGUCAAUACCUUCAACAGAUGCACCACACGAGUCUCAAUCUCGAGCUAUUGGGAAAAGCCCCGCACCGAGUAAGCCUCAGUUUAAGUCUAAAGAACCCAUCUUUGAAAAAGUUAUCCUUAAAGAAAGAACAUUUCCUUCUACUGCAUGCGGAGGCCAAGUUAAUCAGGGAAGUCAUGGAGGACCCAGUUUGGGACCUUACGUUAAUUUUGAACCAUCAAAGCCAGAUAAAGGGUUGAGCAUGGGUGUUCCAGAUCAAUGUAAUUUGCAGUUUUACGCACAACAUUUGCGGAAUUCUGGGAAGAUUUAUGGAACUCCUUCUCCAUACCCUACUAGGCCUGUGUUAAGUUUAGUCAAUAAAAAUGUAUUCUAUAAACGUAGUUUCAUACCAAAUGUUGCAAAUGAAGAGGGUGCUUCAAAAGAGCAUGAAGAUGAAAAUGAGGAAGAAGUGAGAGAUGAUGAAGACACUUGUUCUGCUGCCUAAGAGAUUGGUGUAACAAAAGAUGAAUAUUGCCAAAGCAAGUUUUUCAAUUUUGAAAAGUUAUGCAUCUACUUAACAAUUGUUAAUAGUACUUUUAGGAGAAGUUACUUGCAUCUAGUUUCCUAACAAUAGAUUUGUUGGAUUAUGGGACCACUAUGUUCAAUUGUGAUAAUCUUCUAGCUAGGUGGGUUACCUAGAAUUUUUGGUAAAUUUUCAUUACUAAUAUUUUGCCAUACCAA